GGGGCGGGGCGGGGCGGCGCCGGGCCGGGGCGGGCCUCCCGGGCUCAGCGCAGCAUCAGCCGGCGCUGCCCUGGCCUGGAGCUACUGGGCGGCCCCGCGUGGUCCCCCUGCCCGCCGCAGCCCUGGGCAGCUCCGGCGUGCGGGGCGAAGGGGAGAACAGGCUCCAAGCAGCGCUGAGCUUCUACCUCUGCCGUGUCCCCGAGCAGGCGGCCGCGGGCACAGGGAUGAGCCGCUUUCUGAACGUGCUGCGCAGCUGGCUGGUGAUGGUGUCCAUCGUGGCACUGGGGAACACACUGCAGAGCUUCCGCGACCACGGCUUUCUGUCCGAGAAGCUGUACACGGACGCGCCCAGCCUGGUGAAUGGGCUUCAGGCUCGGACCUUUGGCAUCUGGACCCUGCUUGCAUCAGUGAUUCGUUGUGCCUGUGCCGUAGACAUCCGCAACAAGACCCUCUAUCACAUCACCCUCUUCAGCUUCUUCAUAGUUCUGGCCCAUUUCCUCGCUGAAGUGUUCAUUUACCGCACCGCAGCCCUGACAAUCGGUGUGAUGGCUCCCCUGAUGGUAGCAAGUUUCUCCAUCUUGGGUAUGUUGAUUGGGCUACAGUACCUGGAGGUGGAAGCAGUAUCACGAAACAAGAAGAGGAAUUGAACCCAAAGGACCCACAUGUCAAAAUCACCUGCCUGCUGCCUCUAGACCUUCACUGCCAAACACCUGCUGUCUUAUGCCCAAACUGCCUCUCCUCCAGCCCUGUACGUAAAAUCAUAGAGGUAUGGAACUGGAAGGAAUAAGAAUUCACCUAGUUCAACCCCAUACUCAAGGCAGGACGGUCUCUGAGCCAUCCUAGACACUUUCUGGACAUCUCAUCAAAUUCCUCUUCAUUAUCAGCUGGUCUUAUCUGUGCAGGCAACAUUUUAACUGUGACCAGUGUCAAGAGUCUGUCCCUGCACUGCUACUCUGAUAGCUGCCAGGGCCUAUCCCCAUGCAGGGUGAGGCAUCUUAAGCUCCUGGGGAUAGUGAGGGGAUUUAUUGUCAACUGUGCCCAACAUAGUUUAGCCAAGUUCUUCCCCAGAGGGGAGGAAGGAAUUGAAAUACCCAUGAUCCACUGGGGAUUUCUGCAGGGGAGAUGCUGAGUCCAGCCUGGCACUGCUGUGUAGUAUGCAUGUGUCUGUGUUCACAGAAACCAUUUGUAAUAAACCACAGAGAACUGUG
This is a messenger RNA of Alligator sinensis (Chinese alligator), 1208 nucleotides long. RefSeq names its product ergosterol biosynthesis 28 homolog (gene ERG28). The record is from RefSeq and is a predicted model, not a curated record. Gene Ontology annotation, cellular component: membrane; endoplasmic reticulum. Bases 225 to 647 code for a protein of 140 amino acids. The transcript is spliced from 4 exons. NCBI's taxonomy places the organism in Eukaryota, Metazoa, Chordata, Crocodylia, Alligatoridae. Gene Ontology annotation, molecular function: protein-macromolecule adaptor activity.